UGUCUAUAUUUAGGAAAUUUGAUUUACCUGAACGUCUACUUAUCUAUCGCCGAUGUCUUUAUUUUGUUUUCCAAAAAGCCAAAUAAUUUUGUAGUUAUUUGACAACAAUGCGUUGGAGUGAAAAUGCUACUUUGGAUUUUGUUAAAAUAUACCUUAAACACGAAUUUCUUUGGAACAACAACCACCCAGAUUAUAAACUGAGACAUAGAAGGGAUAAAGCAUAUCGGGAUAUUUCGUCAGAAUUUAAAUCAUGCACCAAUUUAUCUCUCACAGUCCCCGAGGUUAAGAUGAAAAUUAAGAAUUUAAGAUCAACAUACAUGCAAGAAGUAUACAAAGUAUUAAAAAAAUCUAGUCCCGAUUGGAUGUACAGACCUUCACUAGUUUGGUUUGAGGAUAUGGAUCGAUGUCUAAAAAACACUUCUGUGCGGCGAUAUACAUCUAGUAUACCAGAAGCCCCAGAAGUAGAUUCAUCUUGCCAAAUCUGGGUAAACCAAAUUGAGACGAGUUUGAAGGAAGAGGUUGAUCCAGAUCCUCUUAUACCACACUCUGAUGAAAACUGUGACUCACCAAAACCAGCCAAUUCAAAUGAAAUCAAAGAUGAGUCAGAAUCAUCAACGCCUUGUAAGAAAUUAAAAAAGAAAAAGUUUAAACAUAAAUCAUACAAUUCAGAAUCUCAUGCAAUAACAGAUAAGGAAGAUGAGUUUGAUAUAUUUGGGAAAUAUAUAGCCUCUCAACUCAGAAGUAUGCACUUGCAGAAAGCUCUAAGACUGCAGUUGGAGAUACAUGGGCUGGUAAAUGAAGCGAGAGUGUCGGAGAUUAAUGACAAUUGUUAGUUUUCUCAAGCUCAUUAAUAAAAAUGUUUAGGAAGCAGACAAAAAUAAGAUACCAUUAGCGUUACUGUGAAUUCUUGAAGUAGUACUCAUCCCACACACGACACUGGUAUGAAGACAGAAAAAAGACAAGUAUA
This is a messenger RNA of Zerene cesonia (dogface butterfly), 967 nucleotides long. RefSeq lists its product as uncharacterized. The coding region runs from base 108 to 833 and encodes 241 amino acids. The record is from RefSeq and is a predicted model, not a curated record. The transcript is spliced from 2 exons. NCBI's taxonomy places the organism in Eukaryota, Metazoa, Arthropoda, Insecta, Lepidoptera, Pieridae.